Molecule: messenger RNA, 1665 nt
Organism: Phoenix dactylifera (date palm)
Lineage: Eukaryota; Viridiplantae; Streptophyta; Magnoliopsida; Arecales; Arecaceae
Product: putative oxidoreductase At4g09670
Molecular function (GO): nucleotide binding
Source: RefSeq, a predicted model, not a curated record
AGCGAGAGUACUCAAUACUCAUCACUGCAGCACCAACGAAACAGCGCAGAGAGAGAUGGCCGACAAAGCGAACCCUAUCCGGUUCGGCAUCUUGGGGUGCGCCGAGAUCGCCCGCAAGGUGUCCCGGGCCAUCGCCCUCUCCCCCAACGCCACCAUCGUCGCCGUCGGCAGCCGCUCCCUCGACAAGGCCGUCCGGUUCAUCGCCGCAAACGGCCUCCCGCCGGCCACCCGCGCCCACGGAUCCUAUGAUGCGGUCCUCGACGACCGAGACGUCGACGCCGUCCACGUGCCGCUCCCCACCAGCCUCCACGUGCGCUGGGCGGUGGCCGCGGCGGAGCGCGGGAAGCACGUGCUCCUCGAGAAGCCGACGGCGCUCUGCGCCGCGGAUCUGGACCGGAUCCUGGACGCCUGCAAGUCCUGCGGGGUGCAGUUCAUGGACACCACCAUGUGGAUGCACCACCCACGGACGGCCAGGAUGAGGGAGCUCCUGUCGGAUCCCGACCGCUUCGGCCAGCUUAGAACGAUUCACAGCAUCUUCAGCUUUCAUGGAGACUCUGAUUUCCUUCAGAAUGACAUCCGAGUGAAGCCUGACCUUGAUGGCCUCGGGGUUCUUGGUGACACUGGGUGGUACUGCAUCCGCUCAAUCCUAUGGGCUGCCGACUACGAACUUCCCAAGACUGCAAUUGCGCACCAUGGCCUGGCGAAGAAUGAAGCUGGUGUAAACUUGUCAUGUGGGUCUACUCUUCUAUGGGAUGAUGGCAAAGUAGCAACCUUCUACUGCUCUUUCCUUGCUCAUCUGACAAUGGAACUCUCUGUUGCGGGAACAAGAGGAACCCUUCAUUUAAGCGAUUUUGUAAUACCUUUUGAGGAGACUCAUGCUAAAUUCAGGUUUGCUACAGAUUCAGGCUUUGCCGAGCUCCAGACUGGAUGGAAACCGCUGCCUAGCGAGCAUGAUGUCUCAACUGAACUGCCACAGGAAGCCCUAAUGAUCCAGGAGUUCUCAAGCUUGGCAGGAAGCAUAAGAGAUUCCAGCUGCAAGCCAGAUCAAAAAUGGCCUACUAUCGCUAGAAAGACACAGCUGGUGCUUGAUGCUGUAAAAGCAUCGAUAGAGAAGGGGUUUGAACCUGUUAACAUUACCAGUUAAUGGAUGUUCUAUGAUCUCAUGUACUUUGGAAGACGGUAUAUGAUUCAGCAUGCUAGAAGGAUAAAAUGAUCAAAUGAAAAGAUUGUUUAGCCUGCAUUAAGCUUUUCUAUGGUUAAAAGCUGGUUAUAUGGUUUCAUCAAAAGAGGGGGCGAUGGAGGAACCUGCUGCUGGGUGUCUGUUUAGGUUGCAGGCCUUUUGGGGCAGUUUCUCCACUGGAAGGUCUAUAUUUUGUGUGGAAAAAUAGAGGACGUCAGUGGUGUUCAGCAAACCAGAAGGGGCAAGGUCAUGUUCUAGAGAACUGCAUAUUUACAUGAGGGUUAAGGCCAACUCAAAUACUGUUAAAUCCUGUUUGACAGAAGUAGCUUGAACAGAUAUGAUCAGCUAAUUAGCUAUUGUCAAGCUCAAACCAUUUUAUUCACAUUUCAGUAACAUGUUGCUCGAUAUAAAAAUUCCCAUGAAUUUAAUACAUGGUCGAAGGGAGGUUAAAUGGAUCGGUAUUGGGUGUUAUCAAGUUCAGGCUG